AUGGGCUGUAUACAAUUCAGAGUUAAACCAAAUACAGCGGAAAAAUCCAAAUCAAAUGUAUCACAUGCGGAUACCGUCCAAGAUAUAUCAGGUGAAGCAGACAUCUCAAAAGCAUCUUCGACAGUUGUUUAUAGAAAUCCGUUGCCAAUACCAACAAAACUUGUUGUUUCAUCGGUCAUGUCGAAUGAGUCAGAAGAUCUAACAUCAUGCCUAGAAGCUAUAAUAUCAAGGACAGCUAUUGAAUCAACUGAAUCAAACAAUGAUCAUAAUAAUGUUAAUAAAGAAAUUGCAAUCGAGUCUGAUAAACCAAAUCCACUUAAUAAUAUAACCAUCGGUUCACCAUCAAUUCGCUCAAAUAAAUUUAACGAUCAAUUUUUAUCUGCUAGAUCAAAUGGACUUAAUACACAUCAAGAAUCAAUACAUGACAAUAAUUAUAACGAAUCCGAUACGUCUUUUCCCACUCAUGCUAGUAUUAUCAGUACAACAUCGAUCGAUUCCGAAGGAUCGGUAGCAUCUCGAAUAGAACACAAGAAAGAUAGAUUCGUUCUUUCGAAACAAUUAAAUCUUCAACAAAAAUCUUCUAGUGGUGGUUUCGAGGGUGAUAUGAUCUUUCCUGAUGGAUUCGAUCCAACAAUUGAACCGACUGGAAGAGGUGUGGCUAUUUAUGGACCUCGUCGUUGGUCUAAAAAUGUAAUUCCCUAUGAUAUGUCUUUAAUUACAAAUGCUGGACAUCGUAGUAUGAUUGAAUCAGCAAUGGCAACAUUAGUGAGUGUCACUAGUACACCUAUAUCAGGUCAAACAACACGCAAACCCUGUUUUACUUUUCGACCUGCAUUACCAAAUGAAUUAAACGUUCUGAAGAUUAAUUAUGGAACUGGUUGUAGUGCCACAGUUGGUUUUUCAUUUGCUCCAAAUACCAUGUCACUUGCCUAUCCUGGAUGUUUUGGUUCUGGUACUAUUCAACAUGAACUUAUGCAUGUUCUCGGUUUCUAUCAUGAACAAUCACGUCCUGAUCGUGAUAUGUAUGUUACUAUUAAUCAAGCUAAUAUUCAAUCGGGUCAUGAACAUAACUUUAACAAAUACAGAUGGGGUAAUACUGUUUACAAUCAAAAUACUAGUUAUGAUUUUGAAAGUAUUAUGCACUAUGGUAGUAAUUAUUUUAGUAGUAAUGGACAACCAACUAUUACACCUAAAGUGAAUGAUGUAAGAAUUGGUCAAAGAGAACAUCUUAGUCCAAUUGAUAUCGCUGAAAUUCGUUCAUUUUAUGGUUGUUCAAAUUAA
Molecule: messenger RNA, 1281 nt
Organism: Rotaria sp. Silwood2
Lineage: Eukaryota; Metazoa; Rotifera; Eurotatoria; Philodinida; Philodinidae
Source: the annotation of a GenBank genome assembly